Molecule: messenger RNA, 1223 nt
Organism: Aspergillus steynii IBT 23096
Lineage: Eukaryota; Fungi; Ascomycota; Eurotiomycetes; Eurotiales; Aspergillaceae
Product: RTA1 domain-containing protein
Exons: 3
Coding region: 140-1009 (289 amino acids)
Cellular component (GO): membrane
Source: RefSeq, a predicted model, not a curated record
UCGAAAAAGGGAUUUAUAUCUCCAGGGUCCCGCUUGGAAAGUGGCAUCUUUCUCUACUCUGCGAUACAUCCAUCCAACACUGCGGCACGCUUGACAUCUCCUACGCCAUUCAGUGCCUCCUCUCACCAGCUUGCCUGCCAUGGAAAAUUUCACAUUCUACUACUAUAAGCCCUCGGCGCCGGCUGCGGCCAUCUUUGUCGUUCUCUUUGGCCUCAGCACGCUUCUACACUUCUAUCAACUCAUUCGCACGCGAACCUGGUUCAUGAUUCCCUUUUUCAUCGGCGGCAUUCUCGAAACCAUCGGAUACGUCGGUCGUUUGCUAUCCUCAAUAGAGUCUCCCGAUUUCACCAAAGGUCCCUAUGUUAUGCAGAGCGCCUUGAUCCUGAUCGCCCCCGCCUUCCUCGCGGCCAGUAUCUACAUGACCCUGGGUCGAAUCAUCGAGAUGCUACAGGCGGAGAAAUACUCCGUCAUCAAGCUGCGAUGGCUGACCAAGAUCUUCGUCGCCGGUGACGUGCUUUCCUUCCUGAUGCAGGCAUCCGGUGCCGGUAUCAUGGUGAAGGACUCGACAGACCCCACGACGGGUGAACGAAUCAUCAUCGGUGGUCUCUUUGUGCAGAUCAUCAUGUUCUCCCUCUUCGUCAUCACCGCCAUUGUCUUCGAGAUCCGAAUGGCUCGCGGCCACCUAAAUGCCUCGCCCGAGGCCUCGCGCAUCUGGCGCGGACACAUGAUUGCCCUUUACGUGACCAGCGCUUUCAUUCUGGUCCGGUCCAUCAUCCGAGUCGUCGAGUACCUCGAUGGCUACGACGGGUAUCUGAUGCGCCACGAGGUGUUCAUCUACGUCUUCGAUGCGCUCCUGAUGUUUCUCGCCAUGUGUGCCCUGAACGUGGUCCAUCCCAGCCAUGUUAAUGCCUUGCUGGGCCGGGGCGACCAAUAUAUCGAAAAGGUCGUCAUGACUCGCAAGUCCGUUGGCGGCCCGCCGGUGGAGAUGCAUACCGCCAUGGAUGUCUAAACUGUUAACGGCCCUAAAUCUUGACGUUCUUAUGACAUAUGCUACUGGUAGAUUGGCAAUGGUGUGUAAUAUGAUUUGAUUCUUUCCGGAGUGAGAUAGGGCUGGCGUUUUGGGAGACUAUAUUCUAUGAUUACUAGCAGUUAUUUUCAAAAGUUCUGUUCGACCAAGCAUCUUCGAAGAUCCCACGUAUCGUAGCAAGUUAAAUCUGCAAAUU